UAUUGAUUAUUACUACCACAGCUAUAUAUAUUCUUAGUCCUUCAUCUCUGGAUAACAAAGAAAGAAAUUAUUAAAUUAGAGUGCUCGAAGACGAUGAAGUCUGAAAAGCGUGUUCUGGAACAACUUCAAUAAACGUAAAGAAAAGGUUUUCAAAUUACAAUGUAACUUCAUUCAAGAUCUGCAGCUGUCAAACAAUGUAAUUAAAUUAUCAAGGUCUUGUGGCAAAUGGUGUGUAUUAUUUGCUGAAAAGACAAUGAACAACUCUGGGAGUGACACUGUUGCACUCAUUAAAGAUAAACCCUUGGGUGAAAAAUGGCUUUUCACUCCAGACCAACUUCAGAACACACCCAGCAGAAAAGAUAAAGUUACUGCAGAAAAAGAGUUGAAAAACCGCCAACAAGCUGCAAAUCUCAUACAAGAUAUGGGCCAAAGACUGCCUGUCAAUCAAUUGACAAUCAAUACAGCAAUCGUUUAUAUGCAUCGCUUCUACAUGUUCCAUUCAUUUCAGGCAUUUUCCAGAUUUGCCAUGGCACCAACAGCAUUAUUUCUGGCAGCAAAAGUUGAAGAGCAACCAAGAAAAUUGGAACAUGUUAUCAGAGUUUGUCAUUCUUGUCUCCACCUAGAUAACCCUCAUUUGGAUGUUCAUUCUGACACUUAUUUGAAGCAAGCACAACAACUUGUACAACAUGAACUGAUUAUGCUGCAGACUCUAGGUUUCGACAUAUCAAUUGACCAUCCUCAUACACAUGUUGUCAAGUGUACUCAACUUGUGAAAGCGAGCAGAGAUUUGUCCCAGAUGGCUUACUUCAUGGCUACAAACAGUCUGCACCUCACCACAUUCUGUCUGAAGUAUAAACCAACUGUUGUAUCUGCAAUGUGUAUUCAUCUCUCAUGCAAAUGGUCUAAUUAUGAGAUUCCUCUAUCCUCUACUGGCAGAGCAUAUUGGACUUAUAUGGAUUCCACAAUUACUGAAGCAAUGUUAGAAAACAUCAUUAAAGAAUUCCUUGACAUUCUCAAUCUUUGCCCAACCAGGCUGAGAAAACUUAAAAAUUAUAAGCCAUCAUCAAGAGAUGGAGGCGGAGGAUCAACACCCCAAUCGAAAGAUGGCCAACAACUCAAAUUAUCGACAAGUAAAGGUUACCAACCUGGACCACACAGUGCACAAGUGCCACAUUCGUCUUUGGAAUCUCGAACAACCAUUUCUAAUCAAAGUCAAAGUGAGCAACAAAAAAAGCCUACAGCUAGCUUGAGUUUGGCAGAGUACAAAAAUAAAAGAGAGAAGGAACUUCAGAGCAAACAAAGUAUCUUGCCUUCUGAAAAUUUAUCAAAAGUAUAUAAUCAACGUGAAGUCCGGGAUACUUUGGCACCACAUCAUAGUCAUCAACCUGCUAUUAGUAGUCAAAAACAUCUACAUCAACGUCAUGGCCAGAUUGACAAUUCAACAAAAUCGGACAAAACUUGUAGUGGACUCAGAGCCCUCUUAACUGAAUCAGAGUCUGGCAAACAGCCUGUUAAAAUGCAAUCUACCUCUGCAAACCAUCAUUUAAAGCCUGAAAAGAAACAACAUACACCGCAGCGCCCGCCUUCUGUACCUAGUGCUAUACUUGGUCUUAAAAAACCAAAGCACUCCACAAGUCAAGUCUCCAAAGAUUCUCUCCACUAUAAAGGUCAUCUACAGAAUACACAUCAACAAGUCCAUCGCAAACAACACUCCAACAAACGGCCAAAGGAUUCUGUAGUUCAACAUCGUUCAGAAAGUAACUCUGCUAUAUCUUCUGAUUGCAAUACUGAUUUACCAAAUGACGACACUUCACUAGCCGGCGUAGAGCAAAAAAUAAUGGAGCAAAUGAUGGCUGAAAAACCACUAGUAACAGAAACCGCAACUAGCUCACAAGAAAGGCAUUCUGCUCCAGCUGUCAAGCAUCCAACACCAGCUGCCAAGCAAUCGACACAAUCAACAACGCCUAGUAUUCCUCCUCUUAAAGAUAAUAAAAUACAACCUGGAGUUUUUAUUCCGAAUAAGGAACAAAUGCCUGGCCACAUGUCACGUCAAGGAAAGUCUUCCUAUAAAGUAAUGUAUCAGCAAUAUAAAAAAAAUCCUGAUGCUUUGUGGCACCAGUUGAAAACUAAGGCACAAAGUGAACCUUUGACUGAUGAAGAAAAAUCAAUAUUGCAUAAAUUAAAGAAGAAAGAAGAAGACCGACAAAAGAAGGAAAGGCGACACCACAAACACAGAUCAAAUCGCUCACAGCCCAUUGAAAGUGCGAGCAACAAGGAAGGGGGCGAUGUGACUACUGGAGGUGGACUCCUCACUGUUAGAAUCAAACUUCCUGCUUCUGUUAGGGCAGAAAUUUCAAAAGAUCAACCAGAUAGUAGAUCGGUGCCUGGUUCAAGUUCUGGCUCAAGUUCAGAGGUAGCGAUUUCAUCGCCAAGUGGAGUAAUUUCCAAAUCUGGCAGGAAACGAACUCAUGGCUUAGAUGCCGGUGGUACAUCUGAUCCAAUUUCAGCAAAGCAUUCAAGAAAAUCUGAUGGACAUCGUCAUCAAAGCCAUCACUCUUUCUCUCACAAAUCUACAAGAAAUAAAGUUCGACAUGGUAAGCCAAGCUCACCACCUCAGGCAAAUCAUCACAAGUCACAACACGGUCAGAAAAUCGACAAUGCCACUUUUCAACAAGCCCUUGUUGAUGCAGUUUCUUUGGUUCAAUCCGGCCAGACAGCACCAGGCAGAAGUGGCUCAACAGAUAAAGUUGUUCCCACUGUCACCCUGAAGCGGACUGGGGCUCAGAAUGGCAACGGAGAUUAUAUAGCUCAAUCAUCUUCACAUAGUGAGCAUAGAUUAUCGAAAAGAAUAGGAUUCGAUUCAUCUACACCUGUGUCAGAAUUACCGCCAGACAAUAUAUUUGACACUGAUGUGGAUGACAAUCCAAAGCAAUCUGAACGCCAACUGUUAUCACCAGAAUCUGGUGAGAUAAGAGAUGAUGACAUCCAAACUAUCACAUCAGCACGAGAUCAGGUUUUUGAACAGUCUUAUAAAUCAAAGGAAUCUUACUUGCAACACCAGCAGCGAGUUAACCCAAAUAAUAAUAAUCCUCAAUCUAUGUAUCAUCAGUGGCCAUCGAUUACAAAUAGCGAUGGUCAUCCACCAUCAUCAUUUUCUGAUGGUCGUGAAAAUAAUGAAAGCAGAUAACACUUCAAACUGAUAUGUGAUUAGAAGAUGAUAUUAUGUGAUUAGCGAAGAUUUUUGCUCUCCUGCGUUGUAUGCUACGAUGAAUGCAUUGUGGAUUGGGCUGUCUACUAUUUCGAGAAUAGAGUUUUAUAAUAUACUUUCGGUUCCUUCACGCACGUUGUGCGUUUCGGUGUACCAAACCUUGUCUACAAUUGUAGCUGACCUGCUGUGCCAGCAUCAAUCAAUCAAUUACUGUUUCUUGAACUCAUAUCUACCGAUUUAUUCACAAUUUUUUUAUUGACUAGUCAAUGUGGGAUGAUCUUGUUUCUGAAAAUGUUGUGCGAAGUUCUGGCAUAUUUUGGUUUGUGAAACAGUGCCCCAUUUCGUUUUUGUAAUAUUUUUUUUACCUGUAUAUUUCUUGUACUGUAGUCAACGUGCAUGCACAUUCGUUAGCUUUCUUGCUCUUUCAGAAUGUAAACAACAUUUCAACGGCCUGGAUAAACUCUUGAGUUUUAUUUGUGGAAUACAACAGCUAUGCUUAUUGACAUUCUUAGUUUUAGGCAGAGCGCAAUUUGAAUUACUGAACCUGAAUUCAUUUCCAUCCCUCUAAGUCGAAAAUGAAUUUUAUUCUAGGCAUGAAUCUUAAUAAAAAAAUAGGUUGCUCCUGAAACAAUUUUAGGACAGCAAUUUUCUUUUA
Styela clava is the source of this 3863-nucleotide messenger RNA. RefSeq lists its product as uncharacterized. The record is from RefSeq and is a predicted model, not a curated record. Gene Ontology annotation, molecular function: cyclin-dependent protein serine/threonine kinase regulator activity. Gene Ontology annotation, biological process: regulation of transcription by RNA polymerase II. NCBI's taxonomy places the organism in Eukaryota, Metazoa, Chordata, Ascidiacea, Stolidobranchia, Styelidae.